AUUAUCCUCCCUCUCUAGUCCUAGUGGCAUCAACUUCUUUUUCUCUCCCAAAACUUCCUAUAUAUAUAAACCGCAGCCAAGAUUCUGCUUCACUGGUCUCUCAGGACUGGAGCCAAAAUUCUGAUUGGUUUUUUACAUCCAAAAAAGCCGGUAUGAAGGUUGGAUCAUGUCUACCCACAUGCUUGACGAGCGAUGACUCUGCCGUUCCAUUCCCCAGAAGCCCCUCCCACUCCGACAAUCGCGGGAGCUCCACCUCAUCUUCUAACUCUUCAAGCGACACCAGCUACGGCGUCCUCCACACCAACCCCUCCCUCCAGACUCUGCCAUCUGUCCCUUCCUUGCAAUAUCUUUUCCCGGAGACCCUAGGCUUUUCCGUUUCUCAUGUCACCUUUACUUCUAUUAAUCCCCGACCGGAGCACCCCAUCACCUGCAUUGCGGUUCAGGGUAACUUCUUGUACGCUGCUUCUAUCAACGAAGUCAACGUCUACGAUCGCCAAACCUCUACUCUUCUUGAUGUAUUCAACAGCCAGCGUUCAUCCUCUGGUUCUGUCAAGUCCAUCACUUUUUGUGAUGGAAAAAUCUUCACUGCUCAUCAGGACUGUAAGAUCCGCGUUUGGCAGAUGACCAUGGCUAAGAAGCACAAGUUCUUAACAGCUUUACCUACCGUUAACGACCGUUUACGUCGUUUCAUUCUCCCCAAGAACUAUGUCAACGAACGCCGUCAUGUCAAACGGUUGUGGAUCGAACAUGCCGACGCCGUUACAGGACUUGCCGUUAAUAAAUGUCUGAUCUACUCUGUUUCUUGGGAUAAAACGUUGAAGAUAUGGCGCGCUUCUGAUAUGCGCUGUUUGCAGUCUAUUAAAGCACACGACGAUGCCAUUAACGCUGUCACCGUCUCCGGUGACGCCACCGUUUAUACAGGGUCCGCUGACAGGCGGAUCAGAGUGUGGGCAAAAAGGACAGGUGAGAAGCAGUACUCAUUAAUGGCGACCUUAGAGAAGCAUAAAUCAGCGGUUAACGCACUGGCUUUGAACGCCGACGGAUCGGUGCUGUUUUCGGGAGCAUGUGACCGUUCGAUACUGGUUUGGGAGAGGGAGGAUAGCAGCAAUUACAUGGCGGUGACGGGAGCGAUGAGAGGACAUGGGAAGGCGAUAUUGUGCUUAACCAGCGUCUCCGAUUUGCUUAUGAGUGGAUCCACUGAUCAGACGGUUAGGAUAUGGCAGCGUGGAGUGGAAGGGAAAUAUUGGUGCUUGGCAGUGUUAGAAGGUCACCUGAAGCCAGUGAAGUCAUUGACAGCGGUAAAGGAUGAGGAAGAGAGUGAUGUGAUUUGGAUUAGUAGCGGAAGCCUUGACGGGGAGAUUAGAACGUGUAAGGUGUGGCUUUCCAAACCCAGUAGCCCGUUGUCAUCCACGACGGAUAUCCUAAAAUGGACUUUGUGAAUUAAUUAAUCAAUCUUAAUUACAUCAUAAAAAUCAGUGUUUUUUCUUUGUCCUUUCUAAAAUGGUCCCGUAGGUUUCACCAA
Gossypium raimondii (Peruvian cotton) is the source of this 1522-nucleotide messenger RNA. Its product is annotated as protein JINGUBANG. The transcript has a single exon. NCBI's taxonomy places the organism in Eukaryota, Viridiplantae, Streptophyta, Magnoliopsida, Malvales, Malvaceae. The record is from RefSeq and is a predicted model, not a curated record. Gene Ontology annotation, molecular function: protein binding. The coding region runs from base 153 to 1439 and encodes 428 amino acids.